UAAAACGAGCAGUUUAUCCGGUACUAUAAGAACUGCCACGAGUUGGCAUUGUGAGGGAGAGUCCAUCUUGAGACCAGUCUCCAGCUCUGCGCCUGUGAGCAGUAACUAACAAAAGAACAGAUCAUGUCCGACACCGAGCAACAGCUUAUGGAAACCUCCGAGAACGGCCAUGAGGGAGAGGAGGAAUCGAAUGGAGCCGAGCAAGCAGCAGAACACACGGAAGGUGACGUUAAGGAGGAAACGGCAGAGGGAGAGCCUCAGAAUGGUGCAACAGAAGGGGAUCAGAUCAACGCCAGCAAAAGCGAGGAGGAUGCGGGGAAAAUGUUUGUUGGUGGUCUGAGUUGGGAUACAAGCAAGAAAGACCUUAAAGACUACUUCUCUAAGUUUGGAGAAGUGACUGACUGCACUAUCAAGAUGGAUCCCAACACUGGAAGAUCAAGAGGCUUUGGCUUUAUCCUCUUCAAAGAAGCUGCUGGUGUAGACAAGGUCCUGGAACAGAAGGAGCACAGGCUUGAUGGGCGACAGAUCGACCCAAAGAAGGCAAUGGCUAUGAAAAAGGAGCCUGUCAAGAAAAUUUUUGUUGGUGGUCUGAACCCAGAGACAACAGAAGAAAAGAUCAGAGAAUACUUUGGAACCUAUGGAGAGAUUGAAUCUAUUGAACUUCCAAUGGACCCAAAGACUAACAAAAGGAGGGGCUUUGUAUUCAUCACAUUCAAAGAAGAAUCUCCCGUUAAAAAAAUCCUUGAGAAAAAAUACCAUAACGUUAGUGGAAGCAAGGUAACAAACGGGAAGGAUGGCCUUUGUGAAAUUAAAAUUGCGCAGCCCAAGGAAGUCUACCAGCAGCAGCAGUUUGGUGGCCGUAGUUUUGGUGGCAGAGGCAGGGGAGGCCGUGGUGGAGGAGGAGGCCAAAACCAGAACUGGAACCAGGGUUACAAUAACUACUGGAAUCAGGGCUAUGGCAACCAGGGGUAUGGUUAUGGUGGACAGCAAGGCUAUGGUGGCUAUGGCGGAUACGGAAAUUACGACUACACUGGCUACUAUGGAUAUGGGCAGGGGGGUUAUGAUUACAACCAGGGCAAUACAAGCUAUGGAAAAACUCCAAGACGUGGAGGCCACCAGAGUAGCUACAAGCCAUACUGAUCACAUGUAGUACAGGACUAAAAUAAGAAUUCAAGAUCCAGGGUCCCCUUCAUGCUGCUGCAGUAAAUAUGGGGGCAGACUUUCCUUUGGAGUUAGCAGAUUUAAAAGACUCAUGCUCCAUUUGUACAGAACAAGUGAGGAAUUGGGGAAGCAAAUGUCACUUUUCCACUUUUUAUUUUAUAUUGUUUUGUGUCCAUAUACAUUUCCAGAGAUGGAAGUGUUAUUUUUACUGUACUUUUUGGUACCUAUUUUGAAUCUAAUGUAUUGUAAGGUUGUAUUUUACAUGUCUACUGGAUUUACCACAAUAUGCGAUCGAAGCUGUUGGGAGCUUUUGAAAUAAACAAUUUUGAGUAA
This is a messenger RNA of Polyodon spathula (Mississippi paddlefish), 1494 nucleotides long. RefSeq names its product heterogeneous nuclear ribonucleoprotein A/B-like. The transcript is spliced from 9 exons. Gene Ontology annotation, biological process: regulation of gene expression. Bases 124 to 1140 code for a protein of 338 amino acids. Gene Ontology annotation, cellular component: nucleoplasm. NCBI's taxonomy places the organism in Eukaryota, Metazoa, Chordata, Actinopteri, Acipenseriformes, Polyodontidae. The record is from RefSeq and is a predicted model, not a curated record. Gene Ontology annotation, molecular function: RNA binding.